Triticum aestivum (bread wheat) is the source of this 3445-nucleotide messenger RNA. RefSeq names its product cytochrome c6, chloroplastic. Bases 2742 to 3290 code for a protein of 182 amino acids. Gene Ontology annotation, molecular function: heme binding; iron ion binding; electron transfer activity. The transcript has 9 exons. The record is from RefSeq and is a predicted model, not a curated record. NCBI's taxonomy places the organism in Eukaryota, Viridiplantae, Streptophyta, Magnoliopsida, Poales, Poaceae.
GUUUUAUCAAUCCUUCUUGUAUUUUAAGUUAAACUUUACGGAGUUGCUAAAAAUCAGUCUGACUGAGAUUUUGCGAAAUCUCAGUCGACUGGCCAGCUGUUCGAUCGAUGUUUGAUUGUAGAUUCGCGCUGGGGCGCUUUGCCCUUUGUUUCGGCCUGUAUAAUACACGGACCGGCCCGUUUACUUGUCUUUCUGUUGGAGCGUUGUCUAAUGCUUGGGGCCGGCCUGGAUUCGUGCGAGCAUGUCGCUUUUUUGUAGGCUGGGGCAAAGUGCUGGGGGUGCAGUAAAUAAAGGGGGUGAAGAGGAUGUGGGACUCGUGGUAAUUAAGAGGAGGGGAACGGCAAGUCAGUUCAUUUCUUCCUUCUCUCUCUAUUCUUCUCUGUCAAAUCUGAAGAUCUGCAGCGGAACGAAGAAAUCGAUGUGCUCCUCCACGGCCAGCGAGAGAACAGGCGGUGCUGCUGAUGGAAUAAGUGCCACCCCCUCCUUUUCUUGUUGUUUGUUUUGUUGGCGAGAUGUAGUAGAUCUGAGGGGAUUUUGGGUUUCAUUUUUUGUUUGGAUCAAGUCCAGAUUAGGAGCUUGAAGCAUAGAAUCGCUCCCCCUUUUUAAUCAAACAGUGGCAUGUAGUGUGUCCUCUUUUUUGUAUGAUUUUUCUUUUAGACUUUUGCCGAAUCCAUUUUCGUGAAAUCAGUAGCAUGUUUGAGGAUUAUUACGUACUGAACCCAAACCCUCUCAUAUCUAUUACUGAACCUAUCACUAGGAGUGGCUCAGUCCCUUGUUUUGUUUUAUUUUAUAUUUUGCUGAAACCCAUUUAAUCAAUAGCAUGUUUUUGAAAUCUUUUCUCUGUAUACGAGAGAGAUUAUUACUGAAUCUAUCACUAGGAGUGGGCAUGUUUAUUUGUUUUGUCAUAUUUUUUGUUGAACCCCUAUUAAUAAGUAGCAGUAGCAUGUUUUUUCAGUUUUCUUGCUGAAACCCUAUGAAUCAGUACCAUGUUCAAUUUUUUUGUCUGGGAUCAAGAUAAUGAUUACUAAAUGCAUCACUAGCAGUGGUAUGUCGAUUUCUUCCAUGUGUUCACACAUUUUUUGUUUUAAUUUGGUCUUUUGAUAGAUUCAUCUUUUUAUCUCUGCAACCCAAUGUAAAUAUAUUUUUGCUCAUCAGCCGUCGAUGCCAAUGAUAAAUCAUCAUUAUCUUGAAAUCCUUUUUUUAAGCAUGCAAGUUUCUCACUAAAAUCAUUAGCUGAAUAUGUAUGCCUCGCACUAGCACAAAUUUAUCUUUGGCACCAUUUUUAUGUGCACAGGAGAUGGUUUGCACAGUUUGUCUGAGCCCUUGUUGACCGCGAGAGCAGGGGAAGCGGCAUCAGUAUGUAUGUCUGGAAGGAGUUCAAGAAGGGAGGGGGUUGUUACAUGCAAUGAAAGGGUUUGUUCCGACAACCUGACGGGAGAUAGGUUGACAUUCAAGGCAAACAAACAUACAUACACUGUGAAGUGUCACAAGGGGCGCAAGCAGAGUGCAUUGUAUGGGAGAGGGUGGAGAAAGUUUGUUGCACACAACAAGCUGGGGAAGGGUCAGAUGGUUUUGUUCUACUUGGACCAACAUUCACCAAGGGCGGUUGUUUGCGUGGUCUAGUUUGGAAACACUGAAGAUGUUAGGGGGAGGAUCAAGUUGUUUUCUGAAACCCUAACUUUAUAGUUGACUAUCUUCCUCUCGCUUAGCAUCAGAUCCCCAUUUCUCCAUGCACAUUACCUUUUUAAAAUGUUAUUUUGUAGCCAUUAUUUUUUAGUAAAGCAUAGUUUCCAUUUUGUCGAUUUUUUUCCUUCAACAAGGAGUUAGACUAUCAGGUCCGACUCAUUGGUUUUGAUUAUUUCCAUUCCUAUUGAUGGAAAAAAAUGCAGUUAGGCAUUAGUAAUUUUUUAGGGUGACGUUAAUUAGUAGUAGAUGUAGUUCAUCUCUUUUGCAUUUUCUUGGGAUAAGGUGUUAAUCAGUAGUAGAUGUAAUCCUAGUGAACUUUUUAAAUGUCAUUGUCUUGUAGGGGCUUUUUUAACCACAGAAUGCUUUUCUUGGAGCUAAUCCUUAUGUGAAAAGCAUCUUCUUCCACUUUGUUAAGUCAUUCGUGUGUGAGCUUUUUUUGUUUUGCAUCUAUUGCAACCUUAAGUCAAUAGUAAAGCUCAAUUUUAUGUCAAGAAAUGCAUGCAUUUUUUUGUUUUUUGUUUUUUGUUUUUGGCAGUAUGAUCCCUCACAGCCUUUUACUUUUCUUACUCCACCAACAGGAAUGGUGUGCCCAGUUUACCACGCAUACUGCCAAAAUGAAAAUGGUCGGAGAUUCGACAUCUAUGUCUGUGAUGCCAACGGAAUCUUUCCCGCUCUCAUGGAUGCCCACAAGCAGAUUGCACGCAAGAUAGAAACUAAAACCGAGGCCUCCUUGAAAGAAGGAGCAGUUGUUAUGAGUCUUAUCAUCAAUUCUUAUUUUCACACGGGAUCCUAGAGAAGGCUAAAGCUGAAACAAGAGAUUGGCUUAACAGUGUGGGCACGAAAUACAAAUGGACCAGUCAACCGGACGGAGGUAAUACGUUGCAAACGGUCUGGCCCAGUCGGACCCUUGUGCGUGCGUGGCCUCGCUAUUGGACGCAACGAGCGUCCAAUAGAAUCUCCCCAACCCAAUCCUUGCACCUGCUACUACUACGUGUCUUCUCCUUGAACCACGUUCUUUAUCUUACCUCGAGCGAGGCAACCGGCAGCAGCCUCCGAUGCCAAGGGCCAGUGGGCGCGCGAUGCACCAGCUUCCCCUGGCCGCGCGGCCGCCGGCGCCGCGGUCUCACUGUUCUCGGAGUAGGUCGGCGUGCCGCUGCAGCCUGAAGCAGGCGCCUGCCUCUCUCGCCGUGGCCGCAAGACGGUGCGCGGCCGCGCCGCUCUUGGCCGCGUCGCUCCUCCUCGCCGCCGCCGCGACUCCUGGCAUUCCUGCCGGUACUCCACCAGCGUUUGCCCAAUCCCAAGGCGCGGCGCUGUUCCGGAAGGCGUGCAUCGGGUGCCACGACACGGGUGGGAACAUCCUACAGCCGGGAGCCACCCUCUCCAUGAAGGAUCUUGAGAGGAAUGGAGUUGCCACGGAGGAAGAGAUAUACAACAUUACUUAUUACGGGAAGGGAAGGAUGCCGGGUUAUGGAGAGCAAUGCACGCCGAGAGGGCGGUGUACCUUCGGCCCCCGGCUGCCUGAAGACGAUAUCAAGAUGCUUGCAGCAUUUGUCAAAUCGCAAGCAGAGAACGGGUGGCCAAAGAUCGACGGUGAUGUCGAGUGAUCCGAUUACGGCUGAACACGAGGAGCUAGCUCCAUUUCGCGAGGAGGCUGAAACCAUAACUGUUUAUGAGGUUAAUAUUUUUUUUGACUCGCAAGCAAACCGUAGAACAAUUGUUCUAAAUAAUUUUACAUUAAUAAAAUGAAAAUAGUUAUUCA